UAACAUAUAAACACUCAAACCUUUUUUUUUAUUCAGUCAUGUUAAGGUAUUUUUACACUAAAACGUGCAUCUUCUCCCACAGCUCUUUGUUUUUUGUUUUUCCUUUUCUUAUAACUUAGCUAGGCAGGGAUGUGGUGAACUUCUCUUCUCUGUGUUUGUUAGAUGAUGGCAGAUCUUAUGUUCAGGAUGCAGGAGGCUGUAUUUCACUUCCAGCAGCUCUUGGAAAGGAAACCAGACAACUACCCGACGCUGUCUCGCCUCAUUGAUCUGCUGCACAGAGCCGGCAAACUGCAGGAGGUUCCAAGAUUCCUCGAGAUGGCAGAGAAACACUCGUCGAGGGCCAAGUUUGAGCCUGGAUACAACUACUGCAAAGUGCUUUACCUGUGGUACACUGGUGAACAUAACGAUGGAUUACGUCACUUUAACAAAGCCAGGAAGGACAACGACUGGGGUCAGAACGCAGUGUACAACAUGAUUAAGGUUCAUCUCAACCCUGGCAAUGAGACCAUAGGAGGAGAGGUGUUUGAGAACCACGUCCUGAUCCGUCGCUCAAGAUGCAUCCCAUUAGACUCCUCAAUUCUUUAUAUGCUAAACUCUACAGAGAAGCAGGAGUCGGAGCAGCUGGUCGUAAGAACAGCGGAGAAGCUCUUAAAAGAGCUGAAGCCACAAACCCCAGCGGGACACGUACAGCUGUGCACCCUGAACUACCGAUAUCUGGCCACCAAACAGAAAACCAACGUGGAAAGAGCCCUCAACGUGUUCAUUGAGAUGGCAAACAGUGAGAAGGAUCAUGUUCCUGCGCUGCUGGCCAUGGCCACUUCUUACAUGAUCCUGAAGCAAACCCCUCGAGCCCGAAACCAGCUCAAACGCAUGGCCAAGAUGAACUGGAAGAUCAUUGAUGUGGACGAGUUUGAAAAGAGCUGGCUGCUUCUGGCUGACAUCUACAUCCAGUCGGGAAUAAAGGAGACACUGAAUCCAAUCAAAUGACGUGUUUUAUAACAGUCCAGCAGCAAGGCGUACAAGUGCAUGGGCUACAUUAUGGAGAAGGAGCAGUCGUUCAGAUAUGCUGCCAUGAAUUAUGAUUUGGCCUUGAAGUACAAUAAUCGAACUGACCCCACUAUCAGCUUCAAGCUCGCGUUCAGUUACAUUGACCUGGUUGGCAAACAUCAGAACAUUUUUGCCUAA
Carassius carassius (crucian carp) is the source of this 1185-nucleotide messenger RNA. Its product is annotated as tetratricopeptide repeat protein 21B-like. Lineage: Eukaryota; Metazoa; Chordata; Actinopteri; Cypriniformes; Cyprinidae. Gene Ontology annotation, cellular component: intraciliary transport particle A. The transcript has 8 exons. The record is from RefSeq and is a predicted model, not a curated record. Gene Ontology annotation, molecular function: protein binding. Gene Ontology annotation, biological process: intraciliary retrograde transport; protein localization to cilium.